Messenger RNA from Helobdella robusta, 894 nucleotides. RefSeq lists its product as hypothetical. The record is from RefSeq and is a predicted model, not a curated record. NCBI's taxonomy places the organism in Eukaryota, Metazoa, Annelida, Clitellata, Rhynchobdellida, Glossiphoniidae. The transcript has 3 exons. Bases 1 to 894 code for a protein of 297 amino acids.
AUGGUUAACUCCAUUGUUGUCCUAUUGAAAACAUAUUGGACGACUUCCGCUCUCGCCGGGGUCAAGCAAUAUUCACAACAGCAACAACAACUACAACUUCAGCAACAACACAAUUUCAACCAUCAAAUAAAAAAUCACUUCCAACAAGCCAAAGAAACAAGCCCACCAAAUCUUUCUCCCUUUGUAGUUUCUCCGACACAACAACGACACCUGCAACAACAACAACAACAAAAACAACAACCUCACCAGAUAGCACCAACAAUGCCUCUGCUCCAGCCGACAUCCGCAGCAUCACAUCGUCCCCAGAAUCUGCCACUUUUUCUCAACCACUCCAACUUCACAAAAAAUCUUCCCAUGGCCUACAUAUCCGUUCUACAGCAAAACAUGCUGACAGCCAUGACGGCGGCCAUGACUAGUGGCUACGGUGGCAGACUCCCCUACUUCAACAACGGCAUCAACACCUUCCUUCCUCACAACUUCACCACAUUCAAAAGUUCAAGUAAUGGUUUUAGCAGAAGUCCAUACGCCGCUGACACGACCACCAACACCGCCAGUACGACAACCACAACUUCCGCAGCUGCAAAUUUAGCAGACCCAACCACAGACGACAAAAACAUGAACAAUGUCGUGGAUGGGUGGGCGAAGAGCAUUAACAAUAACAACAUCAAUAAUAACAUGGAAAAUAACAACAAAAACAAUAAUACAACUGCUAACAACAGCAACAACAGCAGCAACAACAGUAGCAACAACAGCAGCAGCAGAUACAAAUCCAUGUUCUCGGGCAAGUAUUCCAACUUGGACUGCAUGGAAUUCAUCUCGAAAGCCACCAGCGGCACUACCAACAACACCAACAAGAACAACAAAUCAACCACAACAACAUUCAGUCUAAAAUAG